ACCUGUAUUCCAUUUAGGUCAUACAAGUCAUUGUAACAUGCAACAUGUUGUUUCUUCAGACGUCAUUAUAACAUUUUGACCACCAGAGGUCGCUGUUGUAGUGGUAGAUACUUAAUAAACCAGCAGUCGGAAAUAAUGCUGACUGCCGAUUGCCGACUUGAAAAUUACAGACUUGAAUACUCAAUAGAGAAACGAUCGGCCUGUAAGAGUUGUGAUAUUGUUUUCAUUCCUGGUGAAAGUGCUGAGAGAUGGGAAAAUGCUUCCUGCCAAGGUCAUAUCCUCUUCUCUCUCUUGGUUCUUGAGGCCCAAGAAGUCAAAGUAUUGCCUGAAGUGACGGGAUACCUCGGGCGUGAUGUCACCCUGCCGUGCCAAUUCAUCCCAGCACCACAAGGCGCCAAUAUUACUCAGGUUCAGUGGGAUCUCAUAUCACCAGAAGGAAAGGAAAUCCUAAUUUUUGUUUUUAAUGUUAAAGAUGGACUUCAUGUUAAUGAAUCGUUUAAGGACAGAGUGGAUAUUGUAGAACAAUCUCUGAUCAUUAGAGGUGUGGAAAUGAGAGAUGCAGGGCCGUACACCUGCAGCAUUGCAUCCUUUCCCAGCGGUUCAUUCAGAGGAACCACCAACCUUGUUAUUCAGGAACAGAUGCAGUUAUCUUCAGCUGUAGUUUCUGCUAUAGUGAUUGCUGUCCUGUUGCCGUUAGUGGUCAUGGCAGCCAUAGUUUACCUCAUCUUUAUCAGAAGACAUGAUCAUACGGUCAGGCACCGCAUCUACAUUGAUACAUGUGGACCAGUGAUGGAUGUGGCCAGGACAUCUGUGAUUUUAAGAGACGAGGAUGUGGUCUACUCUGACGUCGAGCUUAAACCAUUCAGAGAUGCUACACCUCCAUCCAAUGAGAAACACACAGUGGAUGAUGAUGUCACAUACUCCGAAGUCAUAGUUGGUCGUAGUCACCAAAUGAGAUGAAAUGUACUGUUUUUUUUGAAAAGUGAAGUUCUUUUUCUUCUACUAAUUGCACUCUUGUUGUGUAUGCAAGUUACAUUUACCAUAAUUUUGGUACUAUUUAUAUCAGCACAUCCUGACAGCGGUCAAUACAACCUAACCUUAGUGGCUGCUCCACGCCUUCUAGUCAUGCUCUCAUAUAUGUUUUUUCCAUAUGGUUUUUUCCAUUCCAGUGUUUCCACAGCAACCUCACAACAGGUGAUGCAGUAUAAAAGCAAAUGUAACAUGUGUAUCAUAACGUUAGCAAUGCUUUAAUUAGUGGUGGUAUUCUUAAAGAUAAAUAAUAGAUAUUUUGCUGAUUUAUAUCCAGCUCUGUGUCAUGGCAGUGUGAGCAGUUGAAUGGCGUGUGGCUUCCCUCUGUGGCCGCAGCGCACGGAACUCCCAGCUGAGCAGAGCAGCAGCGGUAUGCCGAAAUCCCCUAGUGGUCCGCUGAGAUCCACAGUGCAAUGGUACCAUGAAGGGAAGCCAAGCACCAUUCAUCUAAACACACUGCCCACACAAAGAUGACACAGAGCUGUUAUCAAAUCGGCAAAGUAUCCCAGCGUCUCUGUGGGGUUGUUCUUGAGCUAAAUGCUCAAACCAGCAUGCCAUGCAAACAUGCUCACAAUGACAAUGCUAGUAUGUGGAGGUUUAGCAGGUAUAAUGUUUACCACCACCAACGUUUGGUGCCACUUGGUUUUAAAUAUUGAAGAGAGGAAUGGUACAAACCAGCACAGCUCCAACAUGUCGUCAAGGUUAACCACUUAUUUUACCUUGCCAUAUUGUACAAUGGCAGUGUGCCAACAUGGCUUGAGUCGUCACGGUGGAUCUCAUCACACAAAGUUCCUAUUCCUCCUUUGCUGACCAUCAAAGGAGGAAGACAAAAAAGGAAGACAAAAAUGAUAACAAAAAAAAGGAACCAACUCCACAUUCCAAUUUUUUUAGGUUCAACUAAAUUGGACGUCAGGAUGUUUGGAGACUAUGAUGUGUAGCUCUUGCUUAAACAAUGUGAGCCUUUGUUAGGGAUAAAAGGUUCAAUUUCUUACUUGAACUUUCCUGAUCCAAAAAAAUACAGACACUGGUAAUAGUUGUUGUAGUACUUUAUCCUAUAGUAUUCUGUCUGCUUUGGGUAUGAAUGUCAGAAUUGAUCACAGGUGUUGCAGUCUGAGCAUGCCUUAUGUAAGAAGGUGACAAAAUGUGGUUUGCAAAGUUAUUGCAAUGAUGCACACACCAUCACUGAACUUUACCAACAGUCAUUAUCUGUUAGCUGCAGGUUUUCAGAAGCAUUUCCUGACAGUUUCAAUUUGUGGGUGUGAGAUUGUUUGCUUUUAUCAUAGAUAUAAAACAACGGCUUUUUAUACACUCAAUGUGUCAUCGGAACAUAACUUAUAUUCUGUUGUGUAAAAAUAUUAGCUUUAAUUUUACAAUUUGUUUUUUUCUCCAUUUAGUUUAUAUUGAAAAUCAGUGCUUGUAACUUUGAUUACAAUCAAUGAAAUGCAUUUGAGAUAUUUCAGUCAUGUUACUUGUUUAUCAAAUAAUGCAGAUAAACUGGGGACAGAAGCAGCAGAGCAUGGUUCUCUAAAUUGUCUCUACAUUUGCAUAUCUUAUUGUUAUAAAGUUUUACGUUUUACCAGAUCCGUGGUUCCUCUUGUUCAUGUAUUUCAGAGUUCGGUCAUGGCAGGAAAUAGAUCAAAAAGAUAAGGGAGUGUGUUAUAAAAGUAUUUCCAUUGCACUCAUCAAAUUAGUCAGACAACGCAGAUUCAUGUCACAGUAGUACUAUUGAGAAGGAGCCACACAUUCAUGAGCUAUGUUGUUAAGAAAUUACACUGAGGAUAAACAAUAAGCAAGAAUGGACUUUGUGGAAGG
Messenger RNA from Perca fluviatilis (European perch), 2841 nucleotides. Its product is annotated as nectin-2-like. The coding region runs from base 136 to 960 and encodes 274 amino acids. Gene Ontology annotation, cellular component: adherens junction. Gene Ontology annotation, biological process: heterophilic cell-cell adhesion; homophilic cell-cell adhesion. Lineage: Eukaryota; Metazoa; Chordata; Actinopteri; Perciformes; Percidae. The record is from RefSeq and is a predicted model, not a curated record. The transcript has 6 exons.